Molecule: messenger RNA, 1569 nt
Organism: [Torrubiella] hemipterigena
Lineage: Eukaryota; Fungi; Ascomycota; Sordariomycetes; Hypocreales; Clavicipitaceae
Source: the annotation of a GenBank genome assembly
GCAACCGCUAUCCCAACGCAAUUGGGCGGUCCAUACUUUAAAAGAUGGCUGCAAAUAUUCAAAGAAUAGUCUCUCUUUUACCCAAAAGACAAUAUGGACCCUCGAAUUUAUCCAUCCCGAAAACAAUAUGCGGCAACUGCCUGCGCUCCUUUACAACAAGCUCGACAUCCCUAGCUGGACACAACAAGUGGUCGAAAACAAAGCACAUCAAGGCCGUCACCGACAAGAAAAAGAUGUCUGAGAGAACAGCUUUUACAAAACUCAUUGCUUUAUACUCUAAAUUAUAUGGUGACAACAUCGCCUUCAACCCGCAACUAGCCAAUGCGAUUUCCGCAGCGACAAAAGCCAGUAUCCCCAAGAACCUCAUCGAAGCCGCCGUCGCGCGUGGCCAGGGCCGCUCGACUACCGGCGCCCAGCUCGAAGCCAUAACAUUCGAAGCGCUCAUGCCGCCCAGCAUUGCCAUCAUUGCCGACGUUGAAACAGACAACAAGACGCGAACGAUGCACGAUCUCAAAUACGUAGUGAAGAAAGCGGGUGGCAUCUCCAGCUCCAGCGCCUUCUACUUUGCGCGCCGUGGCCGCAGCGUCUUCAAAGCAAAGGACAAAGGACCCGCAUUAUCAGACAUGCUUGAUGAAGCCAUUGAGCACGACGGUGUAGAAGAUGUCGAGGAUUCUCCGGAUGGCGGCUUCGUCAUGUGGACGGAACCAUCGGUACUCAUGGCCGUCACGGAGGCCUUCUCGAAGAAGUUUGAGCUCGAGAUUGCCGAAGCCGAUAUCGUAUGGGCCGCAAACGAGGAUACAAAAGUCGGACUCGAUUCGGACGAGUCGGCAGAGGCACUCGAUACACUGCUUGGCGGCUUGAAAGAAUACCCCGAAGUAAAAGGCUUGUACAUCAAUACUCAUCGUGGGAGCCUCUCGCAGGAGACGUGGGACAAGGUAGAGAGGCAUAUCGAUGCGUGAGUUAAUAUAUACAUAAAUGUUACAUAAAUUUUUAAUCCUGUACAUUGAGGGCGCGCACCGUCCACUCUCCCCAAAAAACGCCAAAGUGCAAUGAAGUAAAGAUGUUCCCGCGCUAGCAGCAUUGCAUACGCCAGCAAUAUCACGUUGUGUUGUACAUUGACAUGGCCUUCUCUUUCUAUACAAGCAGAAUGCCACGUCAUAUUUUUUUUGUUUUUCGUCCGUAAUUUAUUUCGUCUCGUUCUGGGGAUCCGCGGCUCGUAGGCGCUCCUGUUCAAACGCCUUUGCCUGCUGCAGCUUCUGCUUCGCAACAAGGCGCUCGUACUCGCGCUUGAGCUCCUCGCGGUCUCGCGGCAGCUUGUUGGUCUGGCUGUCUUGGGGCCAGAAUCCGGGAACAGAGAAUCUGUUAUCGAGGUUCGUGCCAAAGUAGUACAUGAUGCCAAUUGGGAACAUGACAUACAUGCCAAACUGUGUGCCAGAGUCACGUUAGCUACGGAAGUCGAAGCCGCCAAUGGCAUCUGCAGUGAAUAGGGCGCACCUUGAAGACUUCGAGAUUUAAUCCACCCAUUUUUGCUAUAUGGAAACUGUUUGCGACGUGGUUAUGCGAUCGGUA